CGCCCCAAUCUCUCUCUUUGCAACUCCCCAAUUGCCUCCAUCUCUAUUCUUGGUCUCAACUCUGAACUUACGCCCCCCCCUCUCUCUCUCUCUGUAACUCCCUAAUCGUGAUGACACGUGCCCCUCCUCCUCAACCACCCCUCUCUCUUAGCAACUCUGCCUCCAAUCUCUCUGUUACUUUUCUCACUUUCUUUUUCUACGUACCUAUACCAUACCAGUCUUGAUUGAUCAGAAUGGUGAAGCUUGUAUCGACCCGAGAGAGUCGGAUAUAUGGACCCUAGCUGGCUCGAAACCGGUCCGAGUACAUGAACGCCGGCUUAUACGUGUUCGCCACCAUUGUUCUUCUCUAUGGCUUCGCUGUUCAGCUCUCCAGCGAGCCGAAAUCGGGUUUGGUUCUUAUACUUAUAGGCUUAGCUCUCAUAAUCUUUGUGAACGUUCACGAUCUCCUUGCUCAUCUUGCUGGCAUCGAUUACCGGUUGCCGUUGAUGGAAUUCGACGUCCAGCUCGGCCUCGUCGAGUUCCCCAUCCCCGUGGUUCAGAUUACAUCUAAACUUCUCUAUUUCUUGGGGAUUCUUUUUAUUUUCAUUCAGGAGCAGAAAAUAAAAGAGGGUCAGUACAUGAUGGGUCUAAAAGAUGAGAUAUUCUAUUUUUCUUUGUUUAUUACAUACGCUUUGCAGAUUUUGAUGCCGAUAUUCCCUGGGCAACAACGUUAUAUUCGUAAGAACUUGUUCCAUACAGUUUUUAUUGUGGAUCCUGCAUCCAUUUGUGGACUUGAGGCAAGUUUUAUUGUGUAA
Molecule: messenger RNA, 794 nt
Organism: Cornus florida
Lineage: Eukaryota; Viridiplantae; Streptophyta; Magnoliopsida; Cornales; Cornaceae
Exons: 3
Coding region: 306-794 (162 amino acids)
Source: RefSeq, a predicted model, not a curated record